UUGGAGCUAAUUUAGACAUCGCAGACCGCCACCAUCUAUACCUCCUUCACAACCCCCACACACCCACGCGCGUCGUCUUUUCAUUUCUCAUUAUUAUUAUUAUUAUAUAAAUUAAUAUUCACUCUUCCCUUUUCUCUGUAAAACCCUAAUUGUCGAAUUCUCUCCUUUCUCUCUCUAAUUUUUUUUCAAAAACUCUCUCCCUCUCUAGAAUCUUUUCGAUCAUUUCGCAAAUCGAUCGGUUACUUCAGUUACUCUUUAAACCCAAACUUGAAUUCCACUGUUAAUUUCUCAAGAUCUGUUGUUAACUUUUUUUUUUAAUUGAGAAAUCGAGGGUUUUUGAUUGAUUGAUCGAUUGAUUAAGGCUGGCUGUUCAUUGGGUCAGGUGAAUGGCGGAUCCGCCGACUGAUUUUAUAAUUGAUAGGGCUACAGUGUGGCGAGGAAAGUGAAGUGUAACCAAGACUUUGAAGAAGAAAAUAAAAGCAUGCUGAGCGUGAUACGUGUGCAUCUUCCAUCGGAUAUUCCUAUUGUUGGUUGUGAGUUAACGCCGUAUGUUCUUUUACGGCGACCGGAUACGAAUGCUACUACCGAUGACGUCCCCGAGUCUGCCCCUCUUGACGGUCAUUUCUUGAGAUACAAGUGGUAUCGGAUACAAAGUGAUAGAAAAGUUGCUAUAUGUAGUGUACAUCCAUCUGAGCAAGCCACACUGCAGUGUCUAGGUUGUGUUAAGGCCAAAAUACCUGUUGCCAAAAGUUACCAUUGCUCUCCCAAGUGCUUCUCUGAUGCAUGGCAGCAUCAUCGAGUUCUACAUGACCGUGCUGCAAGUGCUAUAAAUGAAAAUGGAAACGAAGAAGAAGAGUUGUUUGGGCGUUUCAAUAGCUCAGGAUCUGGAGGUAUUAAUACUAGUUUAUCUGGUUCCGCAUCUAGUGCUAGCUUGACAAAUGGUUCCACACCGUUGUAUCCUGCGGCUGUGACGCAAAGGAGUGGUGGUGAAACCUGGUUUGAAGUUGGGCGUUCUAAAACAUACACACCAUCAGCUGAUGAUAUUGGUCAUGUUCUCAAGUUUGAAUGUGUUGUGGUAGAUGCAGAAACUAAACUCCCUGUAGGACAUUCAAACACACUACUAACUUCCCGUGUCAUCCCAGCCCCCUCUCCAACUCCUCGUCGUUUGAUCUCAGUUAGUGGACUUGAUGCAAUGGCACCUUUAGAUUCAGAUGGUCGUAUCUCAUCAUCAGGAACUUUUACUGUGCUCUCAUACAACAUUUUAUCUGAUGUGUAUGCUACAAAUGACACAUACAGUUAUUGUCCUUCAUGGGCUCUUUCUUGGCCAUAUCGUCGACAGAACUUACUGAGGGAAAUAGUUGGCUAUCGUGCAGACAUUGUUUGCCUUCAGGAGGUACAAAGUGAUCAUUAUGAGGAAUUUUUCGCCCCUGAGCUGGACAAGCAUGGUUAUCAAGCCCUGUAUAAGAGAAAAACCAAUGAGGUUUACAAUGUAAAUACUCAUACAAUUGAUGGUUGUGCAACAUUUUUUCGCAGAGAUAGGUUUUCGCAUGUCAAAAAAUAUGAGGUUGAAUUUAAUAAGGCUGCUCAGUCUUUGACUGAUGCAUUGGUUCCAAGUGCUCAAAGAAAAACUGCUUUAAAUCGAUUAGUUAAGGAUAAUGUUGCAUUAAUAGUUGUUCUGGAUGCAAAAUUUAGUAAUCAAGGAGCUGAUAAUCCUGGAAAGCGGCAGCUACUUUGUGUUGCAAAUACGCAUAUAAAUGUCCACCAGGAUUUAAAGGAUGUCAAGCUUUGGCAGGUCCUUACUCUCUUGAAAGGAUUGGAGAAAAUAGCUGCUAGUGCUGACAUUCCUAUGUUGGUGUGUGGAGAUUUCAAUUCAGUUCCUGGAAGUGCACCUCAUUCUCUUCUAGCCAUGGGUAAGGUGGAUCAGUUGCACCCGGAUUUGGUAGUAGAUCCUCUUGGAAUCUUACGGCCUCACAGCAAGCUUACACAUCAGCUGCCACUGGUCAGUGCAUACUCAUCAUUUGCAAGAGUGGGUGUUGGUCUUGGUUCGGAUCAGCAGAGGAGGAGAAUGGAUGCCACAACAAAUGAACCCUUAUUUACAAACUGCACUCGAGACUUCAUUGGCACCCUAGAUUACAUAUUUUACACAGCGGACUCUUUAACGGUGGAGUCAUUGUUGGAACUCCUGGAUGAGGAAAGCUUGAGGAAAGACACGGCCCUUCCAUCUCCAGAGUGGUCCUCUGAUCAUAUAGCACUUCUCGCUGAAUUUCGCUGCAAGCCUAGACCAAGACGUUAACACUACAGGAUCGAUUAGUUAACGCAAGUUGCUGCUGAUGUGGGCAGGAUUAGAGAUCCCAAGGCAAUCAAUGACCUGGAGAUACGGAUGGAUUUAUGUGUCAUUGUAAGAAUGGUAGAUCAUGGUCACUAUGUUCUAUUCCAGAUGUCUCCCAGUGGGGAUCCUUGGUAUGAUCUGCUUUGUAUCAUUUCACCUUUGCUCUCAUAGAAAAGUUAUGCCUUAUUCAAUCACUUUUUUCUUUGCUAAUAGAAUGAUGUGCGGCUUAGUCUGUCAUUAUCCUGUACUCUUAAGUUCCCUGCAAAGCAAGUGGUUAGUGGCAUGCUAUUGCGUAUUGCCCCUUAGUUUUUUUUUUGGGUUUAAUGGUGGUCCUCUCUUUGUUCACGAUUCUUUCUUUUACUCUGGUUGCUGAAAGGAAUAAAAUUCUCGAGUUUUCAGCUGUUUGUU
Populus euphratica (Euphrates poplar) is the source of this 2737-nucleotide messenger RNA. RefSeq names its product carbon catabolite repressor protein 4 homolog 1-like. The record is from RefSeq and is a predicted model, not a curated record. The coding region runs from base 482 to 2293 and encodes 603 amino acids. NCBI's taxonomy places the organism in Eukaryota, Viridiplantae, Streptophyta, Magnoliopsida, Malpighiales, Salicaceae. Gene Ontology annotation, molecular function: 3'-5'-RNA exonuclease activity. The transcript is spliced from 12 exons.